UUAGCGACUCAACACCUUUCUUUUCAAGACAUCACGGAAAAGCACCUUCAUUAAACAAAAGCUGAACUUGAAGAAAACACAGGCCAGUAGCUGAAGACUCCAUGUCUUACUGAGGAGCUGACAUGCUGCACAGACUUAAACUGGGUGUCUUGCUCCACUGGCUGAUUCUCUUCCUGUUGAGUCCGGCCUACGAAGCCUCGUCCCUGGGCCUCACAGUGCAUGUUGUGCCUCUCGAGGAAAAUGGAGGGAAAACGGUUCGGGCUCAUUUUACUGUCAUUACUCCCUCUCCUUGUCCUGAUUUGUUAGCAGUCUGUGCAGCAGGAAAGGACUGUCAGGCCCACCGCACCGCCCUACCUUUCAGCUACACCAAACCCAGCCCAGCGUGGUGUGUCCGCCAGUGGCAGAAAACCGUACCGAGCAAUUACAAUUCUUUUCUCAAAUUAGGAUUCCAGACAGAGUUUUACGUCUCAAUAAAUGCAGACCCAAAGAUUCGGGCGAAUAAUGGAAAACUCAACAGGCCUCCUUUUGUGGCUCUCCCUCCUCCACUGAGGGCCAGGGUGAACUGUCCCGUUGACUUCCAUAUCUCAACAAAGGAUCUGGAUGGAGAUAAAGUCCGGUGCCGCUUUGCGAGUGCCAGCAGUGGAGAGUGCCGGGAGUGUAUUCCACACAAUUUUCUGGAACUGGAUGAGGCGAGCUGCACUCUGACAUUCACUGGAAAAGCAGCUGCAGGACAAUACUUUAUCUACUUAAUGGCAGAGGACCUGAUUCCCGCGCCUCCAACGAGACAGAUUUUAAACAAUUCUCCACUCAGCUCUGUUCCUGUGCACCUCUCUCUUACUGUGGAGGAGUCGGCUUCAGACUGCAGUCAUAGCCCCUUGGUGCUUGAUGGGACCCCAGAGAGAGACUCUGUGCAGUUCGUCCUGCCGUUUCAGGAGGUGAAAUUCAAUGCUAACUACAAGUCUGACCUUGAGAGUGUUUUGGAGAUAGCGGUGGUCGGCCCCCCUGACCUGUACAGAGUUGGCUUUGCAUCCAUCAGCAGCCUGGCAAAACUAACUAUGGCCUGGAUCCGCUCUGAAAACAACCUGACCCAGCUGUUGCCUGUCUGCUUUGUUGCAAACACCAAGAGUUUUCAGUCCCAGCUGCGAUGCGUGUGGCUGUACCAAAGGGAAAUGAGGACCCUGCCUGAUGGAACUGAGCUGAGGUGUAAUCAGACAGAGAUGUCUCUGCUGCUCCCUGUCACCUCCCUCACCAACGUCGACCUGGACAAAUUACAGCUCAACAGCCCCACCUGUCCUGUCACCCACAACAGCACACACUUGACUGCACACAUACCAUUAGGUGGCUGCGGGACUAAGGCUGUGCACUCUGGCACAGAAUUGGUUUAUACCAACACCUUAAAAAGCGUGCAUCACACCAUGAUCAGCCGCCGGCCCUCGCUCAUCCUCCCUCUGGCCUGCCGGAUCCCAGGAGCGGAGGUCAAAGGGCCUCAGUAUGCCAUCAGCAUGCCAACAGAGAGGGAAACGUUUGGCGAGAUUAUAGUCUGGUUAGAGUUUCACCUUCCAGGACAAGGGCCUCUGGCACCACUCACCUCCUCUCCCAGGUUUCGUUCCAAUUUCUUAUCAUCUUCAAGAUUUCGUCGUGAGACAGGUUCAGAAAGCAGCACCUCCAAUAGCAGCACUCAAACUGGUCUCCAACAUGACGAAAUGGUCAAGCAGUUGGACCUGUAUGUGAUGUCUAACUGCAGUGUUGAUCGAGCUGAGAUGAUAGUAACAGACUGUAUGGAAUCUGAGAAGGAGGACAUGGCAGACAGCCAUCCUCUUGUGGAAAAAGGGUGCAUGAUGUCCAACAACACACUGGAGAUUAUUACAGAAGAAAAAACUUUCAAGAUUUACCGUCUGGAUAUGAACACAAGGACAGUCACUGGAACAAAGAUGUAUUUUGAAUGCAAAAUCAACCUGUGCAUUGCCACCAUGCCCUCUGAUAAAUGCCCUGAUCUGUGUAGCAACUCAAGCAGUUCUAGCAUGCUGGUUAACAGUGUGUUCACUAGCACAUACUCCAUCCGCUCAGGGCCUGUGAGUCUCAUGGUGGCUGACUUUAUGAACAGAAAUACCACUGCAACAAAUCCUCCUACAAAUAAUACUCCUGGGCCAACCGUCGCCCAACCAGCUACUACACCAGGAAGUACUUCGCCAGCUUCUCAAAUUCCAAAUGUAACCAGUACAAAUACAAAUACUGCAUCUCAAGCUCCAGAAGUGGCCACAUCCAGGAUAACUGGUGUGAUCCUAAUGACUAUCGCCAUGUUUCUCCAAAUUACCAUCCUUCAAUAAAAAAGCUACUGGACAAAGACCUGACAGAUAACGAAGCACAGCAUGUUUUUGUUAUGGAACUUUGGAGUAUAAAAAUAAACUGCUCCAGAUUAACAUGACAACAGAGGCAUAGCUACACUAGUUAUUCAUCUUUCCCUAUCUCUAUAUUUAAAGUGAAAGGUAAAAUGCUUUUUUUAUUAUUUUAUUUACUUCACAAGGCGGCAGACCAGAUAAGUUUGAUCCGCCGCCUUCAGAGCAGACCAAACUUAUCUGAUAGACACACAUUGUUCAUCAGAUAAAUUUCAGUAUAACACUGGCAAUGUUAAGAAAGCCAAAUAAUUACCUAAAGCCAAAUAAACUGUUUUCAGUUGAGCAGAUAAAAACAUUUUGUUCUUCGUCUCUCCUGUGAUAUUUUUUCCCCCAACAUAUUGUACAAAUGUGAUCAUUAUGUUUUAGACUUUGCUUUCCAGUUUUUGUCUUACAAUUAUACUGAAAAUAUGCAUAUAUACUUACUUUCCUUGAAAAAUAUAUUUUUCUUAUAUUACAAAUUAUUUACAUGGCAUUGCUAUAUGUUGUUGAAAAUAAAUACUUCCACAGACAUUGAAAUACAUUAAUGUUGACUUUUGUUACAAAACUGUUUUAGCAUGAAUGAAAAGUAAAACACUACAAUGAAUGCAAAAUUGAAUGCACUGUUAUUUAGGCAAAUGCAUUUGUCAAAUUAUGAUUCCUUCAUUUUAAGUUGUGUUUAAUACACAACUUAAAAUGAAGGAAUCAUAAUUUGACAUAUUUUGUAAUGCAUUAUUUUCAUUAUUUUAUACAGUGUGGUGAAAAAGUGUCCUUUUACAGAUUGAUUUUGUUUUGUCACACUUUUCGUCAAAAAUGUUUCAGAUUAUUGACCUCAAUAAAAGCAAGUAAAGUCUGCAGUGCACUC
This is a messenger RNA of Poeciliopsis prolifica (blackstripe livebearer), 3237 nucleotides long. RefSeq lists its product as uncharacterized. The record is from RefSeq and is a predicted model, not a curated record. Bases 123 to 2327 code for a protein of 734 amino acids. Lineage: Eukaryota; Metazoa; Chordata; Actinopteri; Cyprinodontiformes; Poeciliidae. The transcript is spliced from 15 exons.